Neoarthrinium moseri is the source of this 1176-nucleotide messenger RNA. RefSeq lists its product as uncharacterized. NCBI's taxonomy places the organism in Eukaryota, Fungi, Ascomycota, Sordariomycetes, Amphisphaeriales, Apiosporaceae. The coding region runs from base 1 to 1176 and encodes 391 amino acids. The record is from RefSeq and is a predicted model, not a curated record. The transcript has 2 exons. Gene Ontology annotation, molecular function: 1-alkyl-2-acetylglycerophosphocholine esterase activity.
AUGUUUUGCCUGACGUACCUUCUUUUUGUGGCAUCAGCUUACGCUGUUCUCCUGCCAAACGCUACUGGGCCAUACUCGGUUGGAGUAUCAGUCCACACGCUCACCGAUGCGACACGCAUGGACCCCUACGCACCCGACGAUAAGCCUCAUGAGCGUAAAGUCUUGAUCUCUGCGUUUGUUCCGCUCAACAGUACGACAACGCCAUGUGUUUCUCGCUCCACUCUCUAUAUGACCCCCUUGGUCGCUAGAGAUUACGAUACUCUGGCUGCUUCUGCUGGGCUGUCUAACGAGACAUUCACGUCCUUGAGGAUGCAGCUGUGUGAUAUCCCACGGGGUAAAUCUUGCUUCAAUGGUCAUGGUCAACGCCCAGAUAUCAGCAAGCCUUCACGUCCUCUUCUUCUGUUCUCUCCCGGAUUUGGACAAUCACGGCUCCUUUAUGGCGCCAUGGCGAGGUCGUUGGCAAGUGAAGGAUAUGUUGUCAUAACGGUUGAUCACCCAUACGAUGCCUCGGUGGUCGAGUUUCCGGACGGUAGCUUCACAAGAGCCGCCAAUAUCUCAACUGACGACAUAGCAGCUCUUGAGAUGGUCAUACAGGUCCGGGCGUCAGACAUCUCCUUUGUCAUCGACCAGCUCCAGAACGUUACAGCUCUGCGACAGUCCAUUGACCACAGCGCUGUCCGUAUCGACUUCGAUAGAAUUAUCAUGUACGGCCAUUCGCUGGGUGGAGCAGCGGCUGCAGCCACAAUGCUGUCAGACAAACGCAUUCGAGGCGGUGUAAAUCUGGAUGGGAGGUUCUUCAGCCCCGUCAAGGAACUUGGGCUAGAAAGACCGUUUCUUGAUAUUGGGCGCCCGAACCACCGAUCAGACGAUCCUACUUGGGACGAGUUUCAACAAAGCAUGCGGGCUCAAAGCAUCGAGCUUGCCAUUGCCGGAACCACUCACAGUUCCUUCACGGAUUACCCGCUGAUUGUCAGCGCUUUGGGUCUUACAGAAACGGCUAAGAAAAGCUUGGAGGAUUUCUUGGGAACAGGGCAAUGGGACAGAGUUGGCGACAUCAUCAAAAGACUCGUUGUGGCAUUCGAUGAUCUUGUGUUUGAGCAUAAAACCCCAAAGAUCUUGCAGGGUGCAGAUACCAAGUUUCCUGAAGUUGAGCUUGUACGCAGCAAACCUUCAUAG